CCAGAGCUAGGGCGCUGUCCACGGUGCUGAAACGCCGCUUGAACCAAGAAACUACAGGCGCUGCUGUCCGCGGAGCUAAAACCUACAGUGUCCAGUCCGCGGUCCUGAAUCUCUUACAGCCGGAGACCCCAGCCGCAUAGCCGUGUACAGCAAGCAUCCCGGCCGCCGUCUCCCCCACCCUUAGACACCGCAUCUCCCAGCCUUCUCUCCCCUCCCCAGUGACCCUGCAAGGAUGGCCUGGCCUCCCCAUUCAUCGGCCGUUGUCGUCUUCGCCCUGACCCUCACGUUGCUUGGCGCCGUCAGAGCUGGCAUCCUGACAGAGGAUAGUCACAGGGAACACCAGCGUCCAGACAACCUGAAGGAGAACAGACAGAUCCCUCACCACCAAGGCCAGGGGUUGUUCCCAGAGGAUGGGAAGAUGCCUGAGGGUGAGACAGAAAAGUUCAAGAGUCACCAGGACAGAUCCGCUCCUUCCCAGCCCAACAUGGAAUCCAGUUUCGAUGAUGAGCUAUUCAAGGACAUGGAUGCCAAGACCCUGACAGCCAUUCUUCUGCAAGCUUUGAAGGUAGAUGAAGAACAGCCCAGUGCCAGGGAGGAGCCAAGGCAGCGCGAUGGAGGGGCAAACCCCUCCACCAACCUCGCGUCACCAGAGGUGGAACCCAACAACUUGACGGAGAACGUGAAGAGUAAGACCAGAGUGGGGAAGACCCAGAGGAGCCCCGUCUCCCGAGAGAGUGAAGAGUCAGACUGGAGGAUUGGGGAGGAUGAAGAAGACUCCCUGACGCCACAGAACAUUGACAGGCUGGAGACCAUGCUGCAGGACAUGGAGAGAUACAGUGCAGCCACUAAAAGGGAGAGGUCCAACACUGCCCAACGCUCAUUAGCCAAGGGCGACGAGUCAAUGGAAAAUGAUGUGCUGAGAGACCUGGAUGUACUUGAAGACCUAGUGGGCAGGAAGGAGAAAUACUCUGACUAUGAGGAGAGCCAGGAGGACACCCGGAGUAGAGUGAAGUACAGCCCCAAAGCCCAAGAGGGCAACACGUGGAAGGGCAGCAAGCAAAGGGCAACAGAUAGAGCAUCCGACCUGUUGCUGCAGUACUUAUUGAGGGGAGAGGCCAGCCAGGAGGAAGAGGAGGAGGAGAAGGUGAGAGACAACAGGAGGAAGGUUGGAGGGGACUCGGAGGACAGUGCCUCCCAGGAGAAGAGGUCAGACGAAGACGAAGAUGAAGAUGAAGAUGAGGAUAUAGACCCCCAGACAAUUGACAGGCUCAUUGAGAUAUCGAGCAAGCUUCAUCUGCCUGCCGAUGAUGUAAUCGACAUCAUCAAUGAUGUGGAAAAGAAGAGGAAAGAUCCAACAGAGAGGCUAGAGAGCAGAUACGGGACAUCGUCCCGGGAUAGGUACAAGACCCUGGACAGCAACUACCUUCCCCAUCACUGGCCAGAGAAGACCAGACACCGUGCCAAUGAUGAGAUGAGCCUUCAGGAUCUGCUGGGUGACAAUAAUGCUCUAGACUACGACAGCAUGGCUUAUCCUGUCCCUAGGAGGUACCGACCCAGGCCAAACAGUUAUCCCAAUUACAUCCACCCCAGGCUCUCCCAGCCUCGCCACCGCCCCUAUUACUACCAGCCACCACCCCCAGUCUACCGAAACAAGGAGUAUUAUGAGGAUGAAGACAACGAGGAAGAGCUGGAGAACUACAUCGAGAAGAUCUUGCUCAAGCAUCCAGAGGUCUUCCAGUAGAAUGAAAGCAACAACGAAAUGGUCCAAUCAUUGGUUUGUUUUCCUUUUGCUCCCCACCCUCCUACCCCUCUCCCACACCCACUUUCGCUUUUGUCUAGAUUAUUGGUUCAGUAAGGUUUUUCUGCAUGAGCCAGGCAAAAGUGUGGAUACAUUGCCCCCACCCUGUCUCACUCUGAACACGGCUGUGCACCCCACCCGCCCAGACCUUUCUCACAUCCUUCCUUUCUCCCCCACCCCCAGCCACACUCCUCCCCGUACUGGGCCAGAAGGAGAGCAAGGUCUGAUAUUUUUGUACAACAUCCUGGAUUCAAGGAGAUUAUCCCCAGUCGCUGCCUGCAACUCUUCAGAACAGUGAUGGUGAUCAUGUUUCUUGUGUAGGUGUGUGUGUGUGUGUGUGUGUGUGUGUGGGGCGGAGGAAUCGUCUUUUACAGCAAAGAAUGCAGACAUUUGGACCGCCACAUCUGUGCUAGCCCUCCUCAGGGGCAAAUCACGUGCUGUCCUCCCAUCCCCACCUCCAGCCAUGCGUGCUCUCCCUCUUUCAGAACAGGUGCAGCACAGAAGGGGACAGCUCUGCCCAUUUGCAUCCAUACUGUCCUAAUUCUACUUUUCGAUACUGGAUCCGUAUCCCUUGGGUGCACACCCAGGUACCUCUGCAAGGAAUUGAGGGCUGCAUCCUCACUGCACAAAGAGCGAGUUUUGGACUCGGGUCAGCCUCUGAGUGAGAAAUGCCUUCCCCAUUGCCCACCUUCUACCCACCACCCACUUUAAAUCGAUGCCUCCCCCAGUCACUGACCCCUUUGUUGAGCAAAACAAGAAGAUCCUUCCUUUUCUCUUUAUCCGACCUUACAUAUCGCAAGCAAUUACAUUCUCUUCCACCGCUACCCAUUUUUAAAAAAAAGAGGCAUGUACAGGGUCACCCAUGGCUUAAUCAGUGUUGUGCGUGUGCACACGUGUGUGCGUGUCUGCAUGUGUGUGUGUGUGCGUGUAUGUGUGAGUGUGCAUGUGUGUGCAUAUAUGUGAGUGCGUGUGUGUGA
Rhincodon typus (whale shark) is the source of this 2775-nucleotide messenger RNA. RefSeq names its product HIV Tat-specific factor 1 homolog. Lineage: Eukaryota; Metazoa; Chordata; Chondrichthyes; Orectolobiformes; Rhincodontidae. Gene Ontology annotation, molecular function: neuropeptide hormone activity. The coding region runs from base 233 to 1741 and encodes 502 amino acids. The record is from RefSeq and is a predicted model, not a curated record. The transcript is spliced from 2 exons.